AUGGCUGACAACACUGAUCUCGAUGGGUUCUCCCCAAGGUGUCAUUUAAUUCUCAACCGCUCCCUCACCAGCUGGAAUGCAAGCAGUGAAGAUGAUCCUGACGACCAAGCCAAUAUUAUUGAAAGUACAGCUAGAGAACUACUCAAUGAGGAGGGCGUCAGCAAUGGGGAGGGUCUGAAUGACAUGGUGGAGAGGGUUCGCGAGUGGUUUGGCCGCGAUAACAGGGAGGCAACUCCACCUGGUGACGAGGUUAAGUGGAAGUUUAGGUCUGGCAAGAAGUGGACUAUGGUACGUAUUGCCGAGAUUGAGCACCAGGCGCAAAUCAUGUCUCUGGUUGCGUCAACAUGGGCGACCGAACAUUCCGAUAUCCCAAUGCCGCCAGUUUGGAGAGGCAAGUACAUGGGAUUAUUCAGCAGGGCGCAGACAGAAUACUGCAAAAACAAACUCGAUCAGGCCACAAAGGAAGCGUUUAUGAGAAAGGCUGCCAAAUGGAAUGAAGAGGGCCCGCCUCCAGAGAUACAAGAGCGCGAAUUUCCCAAGUGGCUGAAGGGGGCAGCUGAGUUUGCAGAGUGGUCUGCGGUUGCCCAUGGCGUCCGUGUAUUUUUUUUGUUCGGCAGGAAGAAUGUGAACGGAGAUAUUCAGCUCGGCCACGGGUUCGCGAAAUGCCCUUCUGGAAAACAUGGCGCCGGCGGUCCUCUCCCAGGCGAGUCGGCGCCGGAAGGAUUAGCGGAUCCGGCGCAGGUCACAGUACCAAAAUCACGCGAUGCCUGUUCCCUCAUCGCAACAAGGGAUGACGGAUUUCCCAUUGUUCCAAACCCGCCGGAGAAGGAAAAGACUAAAACUUUACAACGCCUGCUUCGAGGAUACAUCACGCGAGUCUGGCGGCAUGAUACUCUGCGCGUGAAGGGUGUUCCGCCGUGGGGCAAUAUGGAGAAGUAUCCCCGCCACUACUUUGGAACCAGCAAGUACUUUCCUUCUGACGUGUUCGGCGUCAGGGAGCCAAGCGAUGUGAAGGAAGCAGAAAUACUCAUAUUGUUCGCACAUUGGCGAGACAGAGAAUCCAAAAACAAGGUCCCCCUUCGGUUCCGUCACUCACUGCGGAUGGAUCCAUAUGCAGUUGCAACCCCCGAAACUCCCAUUGUGCCAGAUGAUGAAGACGACAGCUCAGAUGAAGCCGAUGUUGACCCGAGGACACCGGCGCCGAACGCACAUCCACACGCCGGGAUCACGAGUGUACAUUCAGGACCAUCUGAAGUUAACCCAACACCAGUGGCAUCGGCGCCGGCACCUGUGCCUGUUGACACAGCACCUGCCGGCACGAUUCAGCGUCCAAGGCCGAGGCCCAGACAGAAGACGAUUCCCUCAGUCGCAGCUAACCAAGCAGGGAAUGAAUCCGGCAGAGAGGCGAUUGCGCCAGAACAAACCUCAGAGCCGACUGUUCAACAAUUUGAUUACCUCCAUGAUGGCAGUGAACUCGUUCGGCGCUCUGUGAUCAGUACUGGGGAUGAUGAUGAUGAUGAUGAUGAUGAUGAUGAUGAUGAUGAUGAUGAUGAUGACGACAACGACAACGACGACAGCUUCAUCUUUGAUCCUGCUGAAUGUAGCAAACUGGCAUCGGCGCCGGCACCUGUGCCUGUUGACACAGCACCUGCCGGCACGAUUCAGCGUCCAAGGCCGAGGCCCAGACAGAAGACGAUUCCCUCAGUCGCAGCUAACCAAGCAGGGAAUGAAUCCGGCAGAGAGGCGAUUGCGCCAGAACAAACCUCAGAGCCGACUGUUCAACAAUUUGAUUACCUCCAUGAUGGCAGUGAACUCGUUCGGCGCUCUGUGAUCAGUACUGGGGACGAUGAUGAUGAUGAUGAUGAUGAUGACGACAACGACAACGACGACAGCUUCAUCUUUGAUCCUGCUGAAUGUGCAAAGUACGUCCCUGCCCAGUGUUCCGAAGACGAGACAGAGUAUCCAGAAACACUGUCGCCUGACCACUCUACUGCCAACGCACCACAGGAGUUCCCUUCAUAUGUCGCCACCGAUGAAUAUACGUUGGCCCUGGGACUCGGAGAUCUCCUUUCGGCGCAACCUGACGAAGGUCAUCCAGGCGCAGGACCUUCAGAUCAUGCCGACUGCUUCCGCUUGGAUUCACCACCUCCACCCGAUGAUAAUGACUUCACCUUUGAUCCGAAGGAUUAUGAAGACUAUGUUCCAUCUGAGGAUCCUCUUGAGAGCCCCAGCAGCAACACAUCUAUCCCGCUCAAUGACCCCACAGUCAACGAUGCUUCGGGCACUCAUGCGCCGAUCUCGGCGCCUAUAGCGACAAUUCUAACACAUGUGAACACUCUGCUGCAGGGCGCCGGCGCGCCAUUUGGAAACCUCUCGAAUGCCUCUGAGCAAGCAGUGGACAACCCCGGCGCUCAUGACGGCGGAAUGGACAACGGCGUGUUGCGCUCCACAGGUGAUCCCUUAACUGGCGUCAAAACAGCAAGUCUUGCACAGGUCCCAGGCGCAAGUGCACCAGCAACAGCUGCGUCACCUCAUGAGCGUGGUUGCAUAGCGCCUCCUCCCAAUUUCACGGCGCAAGAAGGCAACGGCGGGGGGAGCGACUCCGGCAACGAUAGCGAGAACGAAGUACUGGACACUUUGAUCGAUGAUGCAUCAUUUGAGAUCAGUGCUCCUCCACCACUUGCAAUGCCAAAGUCAACCAACGUUGAUAGUAAACGCAGAAGGCGGGCAAGUUCAGCUACGAAGCCUGUGUCGACCAAGAAGCCGAGGUCAACCCGUAAUAGAGAAGCCAUUCAAGACGCUGCGCCGGAAGAAGAAACACCUGAGCAGGCUCAGCGUUCCAGCAAGCGAAGAAGGGCACCAACAGACAGGCUUAAAUCCUACAUAGAGGGCUCAAAGGAGGUAAACCUGCCGUAUUAUGAUCCAGCAAGGAGGAGGUAG
This is a messenger RNA of Coniophora puteana RWD-64-598 SS2, 2940 nucleotides long. RefSeq lists its product as uncharacterized. The coding region runs from base 1 to 2940 and encodes 979 amino acids. Lineage: Eukaryota; Fungi; Basidiomycota; Agaricomycetes; Boletales; Coniophoraceae. The record is from RefSeq and is a predicted model, not a curated record. The transcript is spliced from 11 exons.